CAGCCCCGUUCCGCCGGGGCCCUUUGGAUCUCAUUUCUGCUCCGCAGGGGAGAUGCCGCCAUGGUCGAUGUCGCCGCCGCUCUGGACACGGAGUCGGCCAACGGGAAGGACGCGCUGGAAGCUGCCGGGGACGGCUCUGAAGUCCUGGAUGCUCAGGCAGGCUCAGUGGAUGAGGAGAACGGACGGCAGCUCGGGGAGAUCGAGCUGCAGUGUGGGAUUUGCACCAAGUGGUUCACGGCAGACACCUUCGGCAUCGAUACCACAUCCUGUCUGCCUUUCAUGACCAACUACAGCUUCCACUGCAACGUUUGCCAUCACAGUGGGAACACGUAUUUCUUAAGAAAACAAGCGAAUCUCAAGGAAAUGUGCCUUAGCGCUCUGGCCAACUUAACGUGGCAGUCGAGGACACAAGAUGAGCACCCGAAAACUAUGUUCUCAAAAGAUAAGGACAUUAUCCCGUUUAUUGAUAAAUACUGGGAGUGUAUGACAACACGACAGAGACCUGGGAAAAUGACUUGGCCUAAUAAUAUUGUCAAAACUAUGUGCAAGGAAAGGGAUGUAUUCUUGGUGAAAGAGCAUCCAGACCCAGGGAGUAAAGACCCCGAAGAAGAUUACCCCAAGUUUGGGCUUCUAGACCAAGAUCUUGCCAAUAUUGGUCCUGCGUAUGACAACCAGAAACAGAACAAUGCUGUAUCCACCAGCGGGAACUUAAAUGGUGGAGCCUCUUUGGGAGGGGGGAUCGCGGCCAGCGGCAGCGGGAAGGGCCGGGGGGCGAAGCGCAAGCAGCAGGACGGAGGGACCACAGGCACGGCCAAGAAAACCAGAAGCGACCCGUUGUUUUCCGCCCAGCGUUUGCCCCCCCACGGGUACCCCUUGGAGCACCCCUUUAACAAAGAUGGAUACCGCUACAUCCUGGCCGAGCCCGACCCCCACGCGCCCGACCCGGAGAAACUGGAGCUGGAUUGUUGGGCAGGAAAACCAAUCCCCGGGGACCUCUACAGAGCCUGCCUGUACGAGCGGGUGCUCCUGGCGCUGCACGACCGAGCUCCGCAGUUGAAGAUCUCUGACGACAGACUGACGGUGGUCGGCGAGAAGGGCUACUCCAUGGUCCGAGCCUCGCACGGGGUGCGCAAAGGAGCCUGGUACUUUGAAAUAUCCAUGGAUGAGAUGCCUCCAGACACAGCUGCCAGAUUAGGCUGGUCACAGCCAUUAGGGAACCUCCAGGCACCCCUGGGAUAUGACAAGUUCAGUUACUCCUGGCGCAGCAAAAAGGGAACAAAGUUUCACCAGUCGAUAGGGAAACACUAUUCAUCUGGCUACGGGCAGGGUGACAUUCUGGGAUUUUACAUCAGUCUGCCAGAAGAUACCGAGACUGCCAAAUCCCUGCCCGACACUUACAAAGAUAAGGCUCUGAUCAAAUUCAAAAGCUACCUGUACUUUGAAGAGAAGGACUUUGUGGACAAAGCAGAGAAGAGCCUAAAGCAAGCACCUGGGAGCCAGAUAAUAUUCUUCAAGAACGGUGCCAGCCAAGGAAUUGCCUUUAAAGACAUCUUUGAAGGGGUUUAUUUUCCUGCUAUCUCUUUGUACAAAGGCUGCACGGUUUCUAUAAACUUUGGGCCGUAUUUCAAGUAUCCACCCAGAGAUAUCACUUACCGUCCGAUGAGUGACAUGGGCUGGGGGGCGGUGGUGGAGCACACGCUGGCUGACGUGCUCUACCACGUGGAGACGGAGGUGGACGGGCGGCGCAGCCCCCCCUGGGAGCCCUGAGGGACCAGCCGCAGCCCCAGCCACGGCCCGGGGGUUUUAUUCUCAAGGAACACGCACCCCUCGGAGCAAGCACCGACCAGCGGACACCCCCAAGCCGAGGCUGCUCCUGGGGGCGGGUGUCCCAGGGCCUUGCUGCCUUGUGUCCCCCCCACCGGGUGGGUGCUGUGCUGGUCCUGGGCAUCUCUCCCAGCCCUCAGUGACCUCCCCCCCCCGGUGUCCCGGCCGCUGCUGCCCCCAUCCCUUGGCAGCUGGCGCGGGCUGGACCUGCCCCUGCCUGCUGUGCCUACAUGGGGUACAGCAGCACCCCACUUCUGCUCAGCUGGGGGGGGCUGACUGUACCCCCCAGCUCCCAGCCCAGGAAGGGUGUCAUUACAAGACUACUGCAUGGAAGACUGAAAUUUGGGCUUCUGUCCAAACCGUUUUUUUUUUUUUACACCACAACCCCCCACACCCCCCAACUGGAAGCCAGUUUAAAAAUAAAGGCUUUAACUCUUC
Molecule: messenger RNA, 2262 nt
Organism: Athene cunicularia (burrowing owl)
Lineage: Eukaryota; Metazoa; Chordata; Aves; Strigiformes; Strigidae
Gene: ASH2L
Product: ASH2 like, histone lysine methyltransferase complex subunit
Exons: 16
Coding region: 61-1767 (568 amino acids)
Cellular component (GO): Set1C/COMPASS complex
Molecular function (GO): transcription cis-regulatory region binding; protein binding
Source: RefSeq, a predicted model, not a curated record